AUGGAUGGAUUAACAUGGUUAAUUAUGUCUUGGCUUAUCGUGGGCAUAUUGUGCUAUUUUAUGCUUGCUAAAGUAGGUACGUCUCAGACGACAGUAACUACUGGGAUAAAUGAUACUACAAUCAAGUCCCGUGCUACUUCCAGCAAAUGGAUUAAUGAUCAGUAUUCAAUAGAUUGGUUAAAUGAUAUUAUCGGUUGGUUAUUCAAUAAUAUGCACCGUGUACCGGAUACAUUGCAAGCUUGGAUAAUAGCUAUGAACGAAGCUGCUAAAAAAAUUUCUAUACCUGGAAAAUUUGAAGUAUUAUUUGAAGGUUUCAGUGAUAAUAGGAAUGUUACAAGAGCGCCACGUGUCACUGAUAUUCGCUUACAACAGUCACCGAAUGAUCAUCUUAUUAUGAAAGGUAAAAUUAGUAUACCGGAAGUAAACCUCAAACUGAUGAGUUCGCAACGAACGGGCGAUCGAUUAUUAGUUACCAGUUUUGAUGCAAAGAUUAUCGACUUGCACGGCGAGAUAGAAUUACACUUGGCAUGCAUUGCGAAUCAAAUUUACAUGAUGGCAUGCUUUUGUGGAAGACCUGAAUUAGACAUAGAACUGGUAAAUAGGGAUCCUGCACCGACCGGAACGGUUUCGAAUACGAUGGUGGAUGAAAUGAUCCGUAAAUGUCUUCUUUCUGCUGUUACUAAUGUAUCAUUAACGGAACCCGGUGGACAGUGCGGUAGAAUGGCAACCAAUAAUGUAUUCGCAAUAAUUCCGCGUGCUAUGACAACAAAUAUUGGGGGGUCAGAGACAUUUGAUAGAACCGAUAAUUUGGCUACAGUACCAACACAUGAAAUGAUGAAACGAAUUAAUCAAUCCACAGUGCCACAAACAGUAUCAAAUAAAAUGCGUGUCAAUGUUAUUCGAGCACAACGACUCGGCGGUGAUCGCACAAUAAAUCAAUCAUAUGUUGUGUUGGAAAUGGAUGAACCAGCGCAAAAAUUUCAAACAAAAUAUGGACUUAAUAUUAGCCCAUAUUGGGAAGAAUCAUUCGAUUUUGAUUUGACACCAGCAUCCGAGGAGAUUCUAUUUGAAAUAUACGAGGGUAGUAGCAGCGAUACUUCUUUUAAUGCUCCAACUGAGUAUGUUGGAUAUUCUGGACAAAAAGAGCAUGAAGAUCAUCGAUUCUUAGGGCUUGCAAUUGUUAGCUUGGAUGAAGUGCGACAUUCUAGCGCUAAUAUUUUGCAUACAUUAAAACUGCAAGGGCGACCGUACAGAAAUGACAUAAUUACGGGUAAUUUAACCGUACAGUUCGAUUUCUACUAUGAUCCAAUGGGAAAUUCGAUAGGUAAAAAUUUGGAUCAAACUAUCGUUCGAAAUAGUGCUAAUCAAUUUCGUGAAAUAGUAAACAGCAGUACGACAAGGCCAGUAUAUGAUCCACGCGAUAGUUUUGGAGCAUAUGAUAAUCAUGAUAUGACAACAACGAAUACAACAACUGUCACCGUGAAAAAUGUCUCACAGCAAUCAUUAAACGACAAGAGUCAACCUCUAGUGUCAGGAAUUACGACAGUACAACAAACAUCAACAACACCUAUGGCUUAUGAUUCAUUGUAUGAGCAACGAAUCGAUGUUAGUGAUAUGCAACAACAACAACACUCAUACGAUAUCACGGUUCAACAACAAUCAUCUGGAUUGAACGAACGGCAAGGUUAUCAACAGGCUAGUAAUGCAACAACCGUUGGAAUGCAGGAACAUGUGAUACCUGGUAGUAGCACUACUAGCAUUCAACAUUUUAUCACUGGAACUAAAGAUCGUCAUAUUAUUGACACUGAUAACUAUCCUUAUUACAGAUAUGAUGAACAAGAAGCAGAAGUACUGAUAAAGACUGAAGCAGAAGAAGUGUCUCAAACUAAAGAAAUUAAUGAAAUGAGACAAUCUAGAGACCAAGUAAAAACGCGCAGUGAAGAGAAGACAGUUCGAAAACGUGAUCGUUCAUUCUUUAACGAAUUACGUGAGCGUCUAAGUGGCCGUCGACGUUCUAAACGACGCGCUAAAAGUUGUGAACCUGGAGGCGGUGAUAUGGAAGAAACUGUAUCAUUACCACCUUCUCGAGAUAUAUCAAGGACACGAUUUUCAGAAAAGUCAGGCAGUCGACAUGAUUUGGGAUCAUCUUGUGAUAAAUCGGAACAUUCUAUCAAAAGCCUUUAUCAGCAUAGUACUUUACUGCUUGAAACGCAUGAAAAUGGUCAAAAACGAUAUUAUCUGAUACCACAUGCAGUAUUAGACGAGCCAGGAGCGACAAAACUUCUAAGGCAAGGCAAAAAAUUACAUGUUCACAACGGUCAUACAUUUGUUGCCGUAAAAAGUCGAAGUGGUACGACUUGCAAUGUAUGCCAUCAACGAAUUGGACGAAGCAAUUUUACCAAACAAGCUUAUCAGUGUCGAGAUUGUUAUACUGUAUGCCAUAAGCCAUGCCAUUAUAAAACGGAAUCUUAUUGCACAACAAGUAAUGUCGACAAAUUGAAUAUAACGAAAGAUAUUGAUUGGGAAUAUCUUUUAACAAACAAUCAAAUCGAUGAAUUCAUUUCUGAAGAUGGCGUAUAA
Messenger RNA from Brugia pahangi, 2580 nucleotides. The record is from the annotation of a GenBank genome assembly. NCBI's taxonomy places the organism in Eukaryota, Metazoa, Nematoda, Chromadorea, Rhabditida, Onchocercidae.